AUGCAAAUUACAUCCAAUAAAAAUGAUUUAAUUGGAUUAAAGUCACCGACCUCUAUAUCAGCCACUUUAUCGUCGCCAACCAAAUCAUCGAAAUCACCCAAUGGAAACCAUCUGAUUCUCCUUUCACCAGUAUUCAAUCAAAAGAGUUCAAAAGGUCAAUUAUCUGAAAUAUUAAGAAAUUCUUAUCUUAGACAAUUAUUUUAUGAUUUCCUAGGAUUACAAUUUUGUGUUGAAAAUCUAUUAUGUUGGGAUUCAAUCGAAAGAUAUAAAGCUAGAAAUGGUACACCUUCAGAAAUGUAUAAAUUGGCUGAUGAUAUUUAUAAAAAGUUUAUAAAAGAUAAUAGCAUUAGACAAAAAGAAAUAUUAAAAGAGAAAUUGAGAAAUACAUUUGUUUUGCCAAGUUUUAUUUAUGAAUUAAUUAAAAAGAAUAAUAAUAAUAAUAAUAAUGGUGGUGGAAAUAGUAGUAAUGAAAGUUCAAGUAGUCCAAAUACAUCAUCUACAGGAUUGUUGAUUGGUAAUAGUCAUCAUAGUCACCAUCAUCAUCAUCACCACCACCAUAUUAGUUGUGGUCAUAUUACCAACCAUCAUGUGAUUAAAGGUGGUGACACAUUUCCAAAGAGAAAGUCAUCCAAGAUGAAAAUAUGGAGUGAAGUGAUACUACCAGCACUCAAGAAUGGUAAUGCCAAUGCACUCAUCACAGCUGGUAUGUUGGGUAGUUCUGCUUCUUCAACAGCUGCAACAACUCAACAACCAAACUCAAACUCAAACAACACACAACAACAACAACAAAGUCACACCAUUUCACCAAAAAGUAAUAAUAACAAUGUAAUGAGUCCAAAGAUGAAUAGAAAGAGUAGUGGAUUCAUUAAUACUAGUAGUAUACAAACACACCAAAAUCAACAUCACAGUACUCACAAUCUCUUAUUUACAUCACAAAGUUGUCCAAAUGGAAUUACUCCCCACACCUCUCCCAACUCACCCAAUAAUAAUAAUCAUAAUAAUAACAAUACCACUUGUAAUUGCCAACACCUUAAUAUUAUUUCAUCUUCAUCUUCAUCCUCUUUAUCAUCAUCAUCAUAUAGUGCUUUGACAGAGUCAUCAUUGACUUCAUCUAAAUCCGAUAUACUAUCUUCAUCAUUCAACGGGAAAUCUAAUAGUAUUGGAAACCUUGGUAGUAUUAGUGGUGGAUCAGGAUCAGGUGGAGCAGGAUCAUUGGCCAAACGAUCAAGUAGUAGUAUUACCUUUUUCGACUCUUAUACUAGUCUCAACGGCAACUCUGCAGGAUCAUCAUCCACGACGAUUACAGCAGCCGGUAUAUGUUCAGAGAAUCUAGAAGAUAUAGUUGUCAUCGAUGACAACAUUGACGAAAUUAAAUUCGCAAGUUUAAGUGCAUCUACUCUAUUUAACGAUAUUCAAGAGGAGUUGGAACAAAUGAUGAUUGAAAAUUCGUUGGGUGAAUUCAUGAAAUCAAAGUCCUAUCUCGAUCGAGUAGUUGUACCCCAACCAAUAUCGACCACCACCUCGAUGACUCCAUUAAAUACCACAACUACAACUACAACAACAACAACAACUACAUCGACUACUACAACUAUUAAUACAUCAUCAUUAUCAACACCACCAGCUCUUUUAUCAAAUUCAAAAUGA
Messenger RNA from Cavenderia fasciculata, 1644 nucleotides. RefSeq lists its product as uncharacterized. The record is from RefSeq and is a predicted model, not a curated record. The transcript has 4 exons. Bases 1 to 1644 code for a protein of 547 amino acids. Lineage: Eukaryota; Evosea; Eumycetozoa; Acytosteliales; Cavenderiaceae.